AUGGCCGAACACAACAGCCACACUCAGGACCCCGUCCAAUCCGUUGAGUCUAGCACCGACUCUGCAGCUGAUACAACAGAUGAUUCUCAGGCUGAGUCACCAACUCUAGGCUGGGCAAACGCACCCCCUUCACAUCAAGUCGUUCAUGGAGUUCCCAUCCUCGGUGAAGCACAUGCGCCUCCUCCAGGUCAAUCUGCCAACGUACCUGCCAACCUGUCUCACAACCAGUCCACAGUCGAACUACAUAACUUCCCAUGCUCAUCUCUUAUUUUUAACAAGCCUACAACCCAUCAGCAAUACAGGAUACUUAGUCGCACUACUGACAUCAAGAAAGAAAGGCUGGAGAGGGAACUCUUUGAAGUCAUGCGAGUAUUGAGGUCUUUUAGUGUUUCCGAGGAGGAAUUUCAAGCUGCACUUGCAGAGUAUUCAGCUAUCAAGCAUGAGAUUUUGAAGCUGGAUCUCGAAUAUGCAUGCGUUAGGCGUGCUUGGAUGUUCGUUCUAGAGGAGCGGGAACGACUCGUGCGACUUGGAGAGGGCCCUGAGUAA
Messenger RNA from Fusarium poae, 546 nucleotides. RefSeq lists its product as uncharacterized. The transcript has a single exon. Lineage: Eukaryota; Fungi; Ascomycota; Sordariomycetes; Hypocreales; Nectriaceae. The record is from RefSeq and is a predicted model, not a curated record. Bases 1 to 546 code for a protein of 181 amino acids.